This is a messenger RNA of Chrysochloris asiatica (Cape golden mole), 1428 nucleotides long. RefSeq names its product ectonucleoside triphosphate diphosphohydrolase 5 (gene ENTPD5). Gene Ontology annotation, biological process: nucleoside diphosphate catabolic process. Lineage: Eukaryota; Metazoa; Chordata; Mammalia; Afrosoricida; Chrysochloridae. The coding region runs from base 65 to 1351 and encodes 428 amino acids. The record is from RefSeq and is a predicted model, not a curated record. Gene Ontology annotation, molecular function: UDP phosphatase activity; GDP phosphatase activity. The transcript has 13 exons. Gene Ontology annotation, cellular component: membrane.
UCAGGUCUGUGAGCAGAGCUACAUCUACAACCAAAGCCUAGACCCACCACAUCUUGGGGAGAGAAUGGCCACUGUCUGGGGUGCAGCUUUCUUCAUGCUGGUGGUAUCCUGCGUUUGCAGCAAUGUCUUCCACAGAGACCAGCAGACUUGGUUUGAGGGUGUCUUCUUGUCUUCCAUGUGCCCCAUCAAUGUUAGUGCCAGCACCAUGUAUGGAAUUAUGUUUGAUGCAGGGAGUACUGGAACUCGAAUUCAUGUUUACACUUUUGUGCAGAAAGCGCCAGGACAGCCUCCAAUUCUGGAAGGGGAAAUUUUUGAUUCUGUGAAGCCAGGACUUUCUGCUUUUGUAGAUCAACCGAAGCAGGGUGCCGAGACUGUCCAUGGACUUUUAGAGGUGGCAAAAGACUCAGUUCCCCGAAGUCACUGGAAAAGGACCCCAGUGGUCCUGAAGGCCACAGCAGGACUGCGCUUACUGCCAGAACACAAAGCCCAGGCUCUGCUCUUUGAGGUAAGAGAAAUCUUCAAGAAGUCACCUUUCCUGGUACCAGAUGACAGUGUUAGCAUCAUGGACGGAUCCUAUGAAGGCAUAUUAGCCUGGGUUACUGUGAAUUUCCUGACAGGUCAGCUGCAUGGCCACAGCCAGGAAACUGUGGGGACCCUGGACCUCGGGGGGGCCUCCACGCAAAUCACUUUUCUGCCCCAGUUUGAGAAUACCUUGAAACAAACUCCUAGGGGCUAUAUCACUUCCUUUGAGAUGUUUAACAGCACUUAUAAGCUUUAUACUUAUAGCUACUUGGGAUUUGGAUUGAAAGCUGCAAGACUGGCAACCCUUGGAGCCCUAGAGACAGAAGGGAUCGAUGGACAGACCUUCCGAAGUGCCUGUCUGCCAAGAUGGCUGGAAGCAGAAUGGAUCUUUGGGGGUGUGAAGUACCAGUAUGGUGGCAACCAAGAAGGGGAGACUGGUUUUGAGCCCUGCUAUGCUGAAGUGCAGGGAGUAGUAAAAGGAAAACUUCACCAGCCAGACGAGAUCCGGAGAAGCUCCUUCUAUGCUUUCUCUUACUACUAUGACCGAGCUGUGGACACUGACUUGAUUGACUAUGAAAAGGGAGGUGUUAUAAAAGUUGAAGAUUUUGAAAAAAAGGCCAGGGAAGUGUGUGAUAACUUAGAAAGCUUCACCUCAGGGAGUCCUUUCCUGUGCAUGGAUCUCAGUUACAUCACUGCCUUGUUAAAGGAUGGCUUUGGCUUUGCAGACAGCACUGUCUUACAGCUCACAAAGAAAGUGAACAACAUAGAGACAGGCUGGGCCUUGGGGGCCACCUUUCACCUGUUGCAGUCUCUGGGUUUCUCCCAUUGAGCCCAAGCACCUCGGAGGCCUGAACCAUUCUCGAAGGAGAAGACUCAGUCAUGCUCUGAGCUAGUGUGGGGACAACC